Molecule: messenger RNA, 1226 nt
Organism: Octopus sinensis (East Asian common octopus)
Lineage: Eukaryota; Metazoa; Mollusca; Cephalopoda; Octopoda; Octopodidae
Exons: 3
Coding region: 356-952 (198 amino acids)
Source: RefSeq, a predicted model, not a curated record
UUGAGAUUCUAGAUAAAAAUGAUAAUGCUCCGUAUUUUACGUUUCCUAAUAAUGACCCUUACAAUCUCGAUGUCCACUACCAUCCACACAGUAAGAAGGACAUCACAAUUCUGAGAGCAUCUGACAAAGACACUGGAAACAAUGCUUUCCUCACAUAUGGAAUACUGAGAUCCAAUGAUAAAACCUGUUUACAGUGAACUCACACACUGGUGUGUUAUCUUUCUCUCGCACAGUUUACCAAAAUGAUGCAGGAACAUAUGAGCUGCAGUUUAUAGUGAAAGACGGUGGUACUCCAGUUCAAUCAGCAACAACUGCUAUCAUACUAACACUGUUUGUUAGUAAUGAUACAUCUCCAAUGUUGACUGCUGUGCCAUUCCAGUCUGGUCACGACCUGAAUAUGACUUGGGUAAUUAUCAUUGUAGCAGCAGCUGUAAUACUAUCUGUGGCUAUUGUAGUGUCCAUAACACUGUGUGUUUUCAGAUGUAUUAAUCACACAAAUAACUCACCCACAACAGCAGAGAAUCCCAACUUUCUCUCUCAGACUGAGAUGAGACAAUUACUGUAUCAGACUAACAAUCCUGUUGCAAUAACGAGAAAUGCAGAAGAGAUAUUUAACCGAAAUCUUCAGACAAUAAAAUCUAAAAGUCAGUUUUUUCUGGAGAUGGAACAGACACCAGAUGAGUGGAAAUUCUCAACAACACAAAGGAGACUUCCACCUGUGCCUCAGAGAUGUGAUUCAAUCCAUAGUCAAGGACGUCGCACCAGUUCCAUCAUGUCUUACAACAGUGACACCUUAACAUCCCAAAAGGACAGAGAAGCUAGCAAGAGUAAUGGCAAGACUAAACCAUAUGAUGAGAUACCUGCAGAACCAGAAUAUACCAAUGACAAUCCAGUUGCAGCCACAAUACUAAAGGGACAACAAAUACAAGAUACCUAUCUACAGCCAACAUAGUAGAUGUUCCAUGACUAUUGUUAAAUGAUUCUCUCACAUACCAAAUCUUAUACAAUACUUUAUAUUCAUGUAAAAAUAUCAACUCUAUGUUUCUUUCACACGUCACACUUAAAGAGCCUACCUGUGGCAUCCAUUAUUACUGCUAAUUUACAUCUCUGAUUCAUUACCUAUCACAAAGUCCCUACCCUACUUACUAUAAUCCACUAUUAUAAAAUAGUAAUUUUCCUCUCAGUCUUAGUAUAGACAUUUCACUAAACAUAGGUAAAUUUGUUUG